AAGUUUCAAAACUUUCAAACAGGGCAGGCAGACAGAGAGACAGUGAGUCGGACGGCCUAAGUGACGGAGGGGAAUCGAGCUUUGGACAAACCGCUGCACCACACACUCCAAACAAGAACUGUGAACGAGUGAAGAAAAGAAAGAGGCAGAGUCAUUGUGGAUCAUUUUCAGGGGGAAUAUCCUGCACCACAACUUGUUUGUUUUCUCUUUCUUUCUCAUCUUCCCCCUCCUCUCAGAUCUCGAUGCUUUGCUUUGGGAUUUGUGCUCCAAAUCCAUCAAAUUCCUCUCUUGAUCUUUCUCUUUGUCAUCUGAAACAUUUUGAAUUACAAAUUUUUUCCAGAACUUUGCAACCCAACAAACUGAGACAGACGUUUGCAGAAUAUCACUUGGACUAAAAGUUGAAUCCAAGCCCGGUUCUGGAAUGAAUUUAACCGAGCCUAGUUUGUCUAGAGAGACUCUUCUGCAUGCCAAUCGGGUGUCUCUCGGGGGCCCCUGGGUGUCCAGGACCCCAAGCCCCGCCUCUGAUUCUGAAAUGGGUUUUGAGCAGAACCUCUCCGGGGACUGCAGUUCACCCGACGGCCUCGGAUGCGGGAGCAUGAGGAGGACAGAACCUAGGAUUUCUCUCACACCCAGUUCGGGGGGACAGAGUCCGGACAUGACCCAGGCGGGAGGUAUGUCGGCAGGCACGGUCGAUGGGAAAGCCGUUGGGGGUGAGCAGAGGAUCCGCAGGCCUAUGAAUGCCUUCAUGGUCUGGGCUAAAGAUGAGAGGAAGCGACUGGCCCUGCAGAACCCCGACCUGCACAAUGCUGUGCUCAGCAAGAUGCUCGGUCAGUCUUGGAAGGCCUUGAGUGCUACGGACAAGCGACCAUUUGUAGAGGAAGCUGAACGUCUACGUGUCCAGCACCUCCAAGAUCACCCAAACUACAAGUACAGACCUCGCCGCAAAAAAACCACCAAAAAACUCAAGCGGGUUGAACCAGGGCUUCUGCUUCACAGCUUAGCCCAGGGUGGGGGACCAGGCCUUGGAUUAGGAUCUGGUGUCAGUCCCUUGGGUGCAGAAGGUAUCUCUGGAGGUUCUGCUUAUGGACACCCAGGUGCCCACCCUACGCAUCACCAUCAUUCUCACCACCUGCUGCCCUCUCUUGGGCACUUCAGGGACCUCCAGGCCCCAGGACACCCAGAGCUGGAGAGCUAUGGCCUGCCCACUCCGGAAAUGUCCCCUCUGGAUAUCCUGGAAGAUGGAGCUGGGGAAUCUGUGUUUUUCCCCCAACAUGUGCAAGAGGAGGCAGGGAUGGGAGGUUGGAGUGGGUACCACCACCACCUUCACCAUCAUAACCAGCAUUACAGCCAUAAUUAUAACAACCAUAGUCACCACAACUCCAUACAUGGUGCAGCAACCUACGGUCAGAGUUCAGGAAUGAGUGUUGGGCCCAGUUUAAGCGCCAGUAUGAAUUCCAGUCCUGGUAGAAGCUCCAGAAUUGAUUCAAGAAUGAGUUCUGUUGAGUCAAAUAUGACCUCAGGCAUGAGCUCUGUCACCUCGGUUUUGGCGAGUUCGGUCAACUCUAGGUUAAAUACUCAUGCUUCCGGUCACCACAUCACCUUGCGGAGUCCUGUAAAGUGCCCACCACCUCUGUCUGACUCCUCCUCCCCUGUUUCCUAUUCCCAACCCUCCAUCAGCCUCCCUGAGCCAAUUAAAUCCCACCAAAUGCCACAUCAAGCCACUGCUCCUGUUGGCUACUUCAGCCAGAUGUACGGGAGCAGCACCCCGAAUGCUGCAUAUUACAUGCCUUCUCACCUGGGGCAACUUUCACCUCCUCCUGAAACCUCUCCUUCUUCCUGCUCUUCCUCCUCCAUUGUCCAGUCAAACUUCCCUCCCACUUUGCACUUAGACCCUUCAAAUGCAGAUUCUUCCAGCAAUUUGGGGUCUUCUUCUGCUGAGUUUUGGUCUGAGGUAGACAGGCAUGAAUUUGACCAAUAUGUAAAUGUUGGAAGAAAUCGAGAGGAGGCCUAUGGGCGUGGUGGGGGUUGUGGGGGUGGCCUUAAAGUCCAGAGUGGGCGAAGUAGCAAUAGUGUAGGUAGUAGCAUGAAUAGCAGUAUUAUUAACAGGGAUGUCAGUAGCAUUUUGAGUGGUGCUGGUGGGUGUGAUGAAGGGAGUAGCCCUCUUAUAUCUGCUCUCUCUGAUGCCAGCAGUGCUGUCUAUUACAGCGCCUGUAUCACUGGAUAAAUACUCCAUGAUAUCAUCUUUCAUACCUCCUUGCAUACUGCACAGUUUGGUUUGGUUCAUUUGAGCCAUUGUUACGUGAUUGGGAGGAAGUAUAUGGGGAAGAUUAGUUUUGGCUCAUACUUUUAGUCAAGUCAUUGUCUUGUCUUGCUGAUGUCUCACAGAUUCCAACUCUAAAUAUAAAAAAUUAAAGUUUUCUCUAAAUACUAAAAAGAAAAAUGCUGAUUGGCGCUUUCAUUGUAGAAGUGCUUACUAGAGCCGAAGCUGGGUAGAGCCAAAACCACAGUUAUUGAAAAAUGUGCUAAAAAUAAAGAAACUGGCAAAGAAAGCCCUUUUGUCAAAUUAUAUGAACAUAUACAUAUAAUUGUUCAUUUUGAAAUUAAUUUAUGCAUUCCUGAACAUGAUUUGAUCCUUGAUAGCUAUGGGCUAGCUUAACUUUAACUUAUUAGGUUGGGUAACUUGCAACCAGCAGGAUUGUUUGUAGGAUUCAUGGAAUAGCCUGAUAUGGAUUACUAGCUAUUGGCACCUUUGCUGGCAGAAACUCUAGCAGUAGGUCUUGGCUUUUGCUGAGCAACUGCAAAAUUAGCUUCAGUCACUUAGCUAGCAGAAGCUCUUUAUCAAGAUAUUUUAUGUUGAUCCAAAUGAAUGUUCUCAAGGUGCUUCCUGGGGACACAAAGAAAAUAAAGAAAUAAGUGUGGGAAGGGAAGGUAAAAAGAAGGCAGCUGGAGAGCACCAUAAAAAUAGCCUUGUGCUUUGCAGUUAUUUAUCAAGGUUGCUAAGUCUCUGUUUGCAUAAUGCUAAUAAACUGGGAGUCUAUCAAUUGCUGGAUACAUUUAUGACCUGCAAAUUGUUCUGGUGGCUAGAUAGUCUGAAGGAUUCAAGGAUGUAGGAUCUCAACAAGUUCUUGACUUAGCUGAAAUUCCUAUAAGCAAGACACUAAGCUCUUACAUUUUCCACUUUGUUUCUCUGCUAUCUAACCCCUCUGGUGACAGACAGUACAUGCUAUAGGCCAAUAAUGGAAGUCAAAAUAUUUCUUUAAUUGCACUGUGCGUACUCUCAGAAAAAUAUGCAACUAGGACAAAUCUGAAUUGCAAGAUCAUCUCAUAUCAUUUUUGACAUUUCUUCUCAGGACCAGACAAAUAAAUAUUCAUCUCACUGAACUUGAUUUUAAGUUUAGAUUAAUUCAUCACGUUUGUUAAAUGGGAACAUGGACAAACUCGGGAGAUGGACAGAGAGAAAAAGACUCGAUGGGAGAGACUUGAUCCAGCCUCCACAUAUCUCUCUGCAGUGAUGUCGGGAAAGCUUUGGCCACAGACCCAGAGCAGACCACUGAUGUCUCCCACAAACUAUCAGGAUGUUUUACAAGCCGGGUCGGGUUCUUUCUGACCGUGAUACAUGCCGUUCCCUUUCUCAGUCUCAGUCCAUGACAGGGCCUCAUGUCAAACUGCAUGCCAAAAUCUGAAAGUUUUAAGUUGCUUUACUUCUUGGCAAACAAAGAUAUCUUGAUGAUUCAAAGAUCAUUCUUUUUAACCAGUAAGCCUCUCGGGUAUAACAAGCAUAUCAUUUCUUUAAACAAUGUCUCCUUUUUCAACGUUAAAAUGUGUAGAAGAUUGGGUUCAUGAAAACAGCUUCAUUUUAUACUUUAAAAUUCAUCAUUUCCAGUCCCUGCAUAUUUGCAAUUUUAUUCAAUGCAACAUUAUACUUCCAGGUAUUGGUAAGCAGUUUGACCAGUCUGUUCAAUUCUUUAUUUCAUAAAAAAAAUUGUUGAAGGAUAAUGGUUCAUAGGUUUUAUAAUUUGAUGUAGCCGUUUACUGUAUAUAUAUAGUUGCUAAGCCUCUUGGCAGUAUGUGAUGGAGAAAUUGAGACUAUGAAAUGUUCUCUUUGCACUGAGUUUAAUGUCUUAGCUGUAUAGAAGGAACACUACUUAUCGAAAGUCCAUAAUUUUAAAUAUGUUUUGUACAGAAAGGACUGUGUUUAUUUUAUUGAUUCUGUUUUUUAAAUGUCUUGUCUCAAAGAAAAAGUUUGACAUUUUAGGAAACAGGCUUUCUUGCUGAAAUUUAGAUGAGAAGAUUGAGACCACUCUUGUGUCUAGAUGUUAAGCUGGAGCUGGGAGGUGAUUAGCCUAGCUUAGCAUAAGCUAGAAUCAAGGGAUCUGCUAGCCUGGCUUUCCUCAAAA
Molecule: messenger RNA, 4397 nt
Organism: Morone saxatilis (striped sea-bass)
Lineage: Eukaryota; Metazoa; Chordata; Actinopteri; Moronidae
Gene: sox18
Product: SRY-box transcription factor 18
Exons: 2
Coding region: 422-2224 (600 amino acids)
Biological process (GO): angiogenesis; lymphangiogenesis; positive regulation of transcription by RNA polymerase II
Molecular function (GO): RNA polymerase II cis-regulatory region sequence-specific DNA binding; DNA-binding transcription factor activity, RNA polymerase II-specific
Source: RefSeq, a predicted model, not a curated record